This is a messenger RNA of Dendroctonus ponderosae (mountain pine beetle), 3851 nucleotides long. RefSeq names its product cAMP-specific 3',5'-cyclic phosphodiesterase. Gene Ontology annotation, biological process: signal transduction. The transcript is spliced from 14 exons. NCBI's taxonomy places the organism in Eukaryota, Metazoa, Arthropoda, Insecta, Coleoptera, Curculionidae. Gene Ontology annotation, molecular function: 3',5'-cyclic-AMP phosphodiesterase activity. The record is from RefSeq and is a predicted model, not a curated record. Bases 619 to 3456 code for a protein of 945 amino acids. Gene Ontology annotation, cellular component: nucleus; perinuclear region of cytoplasm; cytosol.
GCGGUGCUUCCGUGGUUUGUUUUCUUCGUAUGUUGGUCUUCCGAAAGCCUCUGGUUAUGUCGGAACUGUGUUGAAGUGCGCGAAGGGGGUGGUGAUAAAUAUAAUGAUUUUUAUUUGGACUUUUUGAUAUUAGAAAAUGUAUUUUGAAUAUUCAUAGUUAUUCGGAACUAACAGCAAAGCACCUGAAAUUAAAUCCCCAGAAAUCAAAUUUGAGACUCAAAGUAAAUUAAAUGUAAAUAAAAUUAGGUAGUGUCGGCAAUUAGCUCAACUUCGCAAAUAACCACUUAUGAGCGGUUUAAGCCAGUGAACUUUUCCAAGUUGAUUAGUGUUUAUUAACUCCGCAAAUUCGAUUUCCUUGAUUGGUCCACUAGGUCUACAAUUAGUGACCCUUAGUGGAAUAAAUUGAAUUUACAAGUGAUUGUUGCGGUUAGAUCAUAUGGAUUGAGAACGAUCUACUAGUGCAGUUUUAGUGCCUAUUGGAUUACCCUAUCAAUUAUUGUGGAUUUAAAAAUUAUUAUAUCAAAGGUUGAACAUAGCUCUAAUAUCGUCCGUCCCAUGCAGCAGCUUUCCUGAUAUUAACUCAACAUUAGCAGAAUCAAUCCACCAAAGGUUCCAAAAAUGGAAGAGGACGAGGAAGAAACUAGCAUAGAUCCAUCGACAGGCACCAACCUUCGAAAAACUUCUUCUACGAUCACUUUAAUUCAGCAAGAUGUAUCUAGGACCGCAUCUGCUUCAACUCUGGUGGCUGAGCAACUGGAAGACGAGGGAACUACAACCGCCACUCUUACCAAAACCACUUUGAUUCAAACCACAGCUAUCAGCGCCACUUCCCAAAAAAUUGCCACUGUGACUUCUGAGAUUGGAUCAGGCUGUGUGCCUCAAUGCCAAAUAGUCACUCAACAGGCUAGUGGCGAUUCGGUAGAAUCAGAAACGGACAGUGUGAGCUUCAGAGUUAGCCCAAGAUACUCACGCCUAAACACCCCACACUCCAGCUCUAGCCAAGAGGAAUUUGAUUUGCCCGUUAAAGGACAGUUUUUAACAACUGGCCAGCGAACAGAAACUGCUCGUAGCAUGGAAAGCCUCAAGACAGCUUCUCGUAGUUUUCUGAGCACCAGCGAGAGAGAUGUGAGAAAAAUGUAUUCUGAAUCUACAGAGGCUAGAAGCUUGGAAAAUAUUGAUAGGGAAAUGAUACUAAAACGCCAUGCAGUUAGUGGAGAGGGCGCUGCUUUGUCUCUGAGCGCUUCCUCUGAGAUUAGUGCCGAGAAAAAGCGGGGGUUAUGGUCCGGUAGAAUGAGAGUGCCUCAACAUCUCAGCUUGCCCCCUCCCGCAGGCUAUCUUAGCCUUAGCCCUGGUGAAAGGAGGCUGACCAUUCUUUCUCCUCACUCCCCACAUAGAACACCGGAAUUUAUGAGCCUUUCCCAACAAACCACACUGAAAACUCGAAGAAAAAAGGCUACAAUUUUGCCACGAUUGAUCUUACCCAGAAGUGACUCCGAUAUAAGUGAAGCUUUCUCCGAACAUGGACUUGAGAGUUUAGAAGAACAUGGCCAGCUGGAGUGCAAGUUCGGACGCAGAUUUCUCAGUUUUGAUGUUGAAAAUGGAGCUAGUCCAGGUCGCAGUCCAUUGGACGGCAGUGCUUCGCCAUCCGCUGGAUUGGUUCUGCAAAAUUUACCACAGCGUCGUGAAAGUUUCCUCUAUCGCUCGGACAGCGACUUCGAAAUGUCGCCCAAAUCGAUGUCCAGAAACUCGUCCAUCGCAAGCGAAAGAUUCAAGGAGACUGAAAACAUAUUGGACAGAUCUCAUGGCGAAGAUUUAAUCGUCACACCAUUUGCCCAAGUUCUUGCCAGUUUGCGAAGCGUUCGCAACAAUUUCCAAUGUCUCACCAACGUACCAUCAAACAAAUCUCGUCGUUCCUCGGGAGCCACUGCUGUUACCACGCCACAGCCUCGGAACUUAAAUCCGGGAGACGAGGCUUAUUUGAAAAUGGCAAUGGAAACCAUGGAAGAACUGGACUGGUGCUUGGACCAACUGGAAACCAUUCAAACUCACCGAUCUGUAUCAGAUAUGGCGUCAUUAAAGUUCAAACGCAUGCUGAACAAGGAACUGUCUCACUUCUCGGAAUCCAGCCGUUCAGGAAAUCAAAUCUCCGAAUACAUUUGCUCCACCUUCUUGGACAAACAGCAGGAAUUAGACAUCCCCACCGCCCUCCGUCCCGAUGAGCCCGCUGAACCGCCCAAAGGGGCGCAGCGCAAAGAGCGCCCCAGGGCGCCCACCACCAUGUCACAGAUAUCUGGGGUGAACCGAAAGUUAUGUCACACCAAUUCUUUCACUGGCGAAAAACUACCCACUCAUGGCGUUGAAACUCCUUAUGAAGAUGAACUAGGAAAAUGUCUUAUGGAAAUUGACCGAUGGGGUGUGGACAUGUUCAGAAUCGGCGAGCUUAGUAACGAGAGGCCCCUAACAGCUGUAGCUUAUACAGUGUUCACGAGCAGAGAUCUGCUGAAAACCAUGUUGAUUCAGCCAAAGGUGCUGGUGACGUACAUGAUGACUGUCGAAGACCAUUACGUAAAAGAAAAUCCUUUCCACAACUCUUUGCAUGCCGCUGAUGUAACUCAAAGCACCCAUGUACUCCUCAACACGCCGGCUUUAGAAUCAGUGUUUACUCCUUUGGAAAUAACUGCAGCUCUUUUUGCUGCCUGCGUUCACGACGUUGACCAUCCAGGUCUAACCAAUCAAUUCCUCGUCAACACAAGUUCCGAAUUGGCAAUCAUGUAUAACGACGAAAGCGUGCUGGAAAAUCAUCAUUUAGCCGUGGCUUUCAAGCUACUGUGCAAUGAAGGCUGCGAUAUGUUUGCCAACAUGAGCAGAAAACAAAGGCAAACCUUGAGGAAGAUGGUCAUUGACAUGGUGCUAAGCACCGACAUGUCUAAACACAUGACCCUGUUGGCUGAUCUGAAAACAAUGGUUGAGACCAAGAAAGUGGCUGGAAGCGGCGUUUUAUUGCUGGACAAUUACACAGACCGGAUUCAAGUGCUGGAAAAUUUGGUCCACUGUGCCGACUUGAGCAAUCCAACUAAACCGUUGCGCUUAUACAGACUCUGGGUAGAGCGCCUGAUGGAAGAAUUCUUCCGUCAAGGAGACAAAGAACGCGAGGCAGGCUUGGACAUAUCCGCUAUGUGCGAUCGUCACUCUGCAACAAUCGAAAAAUCGCAGGUCGGUUUUAUCGAUUACAUUGUACAUCCUCUCUGGGAAACCUGGGCAGACUUGGUGCAUCCCGAUGCCCAAGAUAUCUUAGAUACGUUAGAAGAAAAUCGCGACUGGUACCAAAGCGCCAUACCUGCCAGUCCUCCGGCCGAAGAAGACCAAGAUGAUCCUCAACGUUCUGGCAUCCGCUUUCAGGUGACAUUAGAAGAAGGCGAUGCCGAAUCCGAGACGGAAUCAGCUGGCCCAAUGUGACGGAGGCUGGCCGGCCUCUGCAGGAAGCUCACUGAAAAAGUGACACAAUGGUGGCGCACUAGACCAUAAAGCGCUGGCGCUGGGCAAGUGCGAACGGGACAGAUGCGCAGGCGCAUUACCCGACAUGUAGCUGAUAGAAGAUUCAAGGCGAAACCAGUCGUUGAUGUCGUUUCGUUUUAGUUUUUUGGCCUCCUCGACCUUCGACGUUUUGCCUUAACCGUGUAGAAGAGACUUAUUUCUNCCUACUGACUGUGCAUCUGUAAAUAAGUCAUUGAAAUUUACUGGAAAAUGUCUGUCAGUGUAAUACUCACCUCCCCCCCUCGUGUAUGUAUAGGUACUAUGUGUCUUGUCAGCUAUAUUAUAAACACAACAAGUAAAGCUCUCUCCAUUUUAAA